Coffea eugenioides is the source of this 1155-nucleotide messenger RNA. Its product is annotated as ethylene-responsive transcription factor ERF115-like. The record is from RefSeq and is a predicted model, not a curated record. Lineage: Eukaryota; Viridiplantae; Streptophyta; Magnoliopsida; Gentianales; Rubiaceae. Bases 1 to 1155 code for a protein of 384 amino acids. Gene Ontology annotation, biological process: regulation of DNA-templated transcription. The transcript has a single exon. Gene Ontology annotation, molecular function: DNA-binding transcription factor activity; DNA binding.
AUGGAUAUGAGUAGUAGUCGCGGCAGUAAAAGCAAUGAUGAGGUAGUAUUAAGUGGAAAUUCAGCAGCCUCUCCCAACUCAAAGAGUAGAAGAAAGAAUCAGCAGCAGCAACAACAAGAUCAAUCAAGCGGCGGCGGGAGCAGCAGGUUCCUCGGGGUGAGGAGAAGGCCCUGGGGCAGAUAUGCCGCAGAAAUAAGAGACCCCACCACCAAAGAGAGGCACUGGCUGGGGACAUUUGACACAGCUGAGGAGGCAGCCUUGGCUUACGACAGGGCCGCUCGCUCCAUGCGGGGCUCCAGAGCGCGCACCAACUUCGUCUACUCAGACAUGCCUCCCGGUUCAUCCGUAACCUCCAUUGUGUCCCCCGACGAAUCUGAUUCACUAAUGCAUCACGCACAUGACCAUGACCUGUCCUCCGCGGGACUAGUCCUCUUCUCUAAUUCUCCGCAACAACAUCAGCAUCACCAGCAGCAGUUCUUAUUCUUUGGCGGUCAUCAUGAGACUAGUAACAAUCACUUCACGCCGGCUGGGGACGGAAGGGGACACUACUGGAACAAAUGGAAUCAUCAUGCUACCUGUGGUGGUGUUGCUGCUGCUGCUGCCGGUACAGGUAAUAGUACUAACGUGAUCAUCAACAGCUUGUUCCAACAGGAGGAGGAUCAGAAUACAAAUUCUGCUGCUGCUCCUGGCGAUUCCUACGAUAACAUGAUGAGUAGCUUCUUGUUGUAUGGGAAUAAUAGUGACGAUCGCUCCUCCUCCUCCUCGGGGGCCGGGGCAGAAUUGCCACCAUUGCCGCCUGAUAUUACGUCAAGCUACUUUGGGAGUCCGACCAGCGAGCCACCGCUACUGCUUUCAGACAUGGGCCGCGGGAUUCUGAAUGACAUGAGUUUUCUCGAGCUGUCAGAGCGGCCCAGCCGCCCAAGUUUCAGCAGCACACAAGGAAUAAUGGAGUAUCACGACCUCGUCAAUUCAGGGACGACUGGGACUGCCACUGCAGCAGCUGCUGCUUCUGCAGGCAGCUGCGACUUCGUGCAUCCUUCCUCCUCGGAUAGUUUUGGGGCUGAUCAUGCCAAUAUUCUCGAUGAUCAUCAUCAUCACCUUUCCUGCUCCUCUACCAACAACACUAUUAAUUUCUCCAGCUUUGGAUGGUUUUGA